Messenger RNA from Thunnus maccoyii (southern bluefin tuna), 3002 nucleotides. RefSeq names its product trafficking protein particle complex subunit 14 (gene trappc14). The transcript has 14 exons. Gene Ontology annotation, molecular function: alpha-tubulin binding. NCBI's taxonomy places the organism in Eukaryota, Metazoa, Chordata, Actinopteri, Scombriformes, Scombridae. The coding region runs from base 1147 to 2979 and encodes 610 amino acids. Gene Ontology annotation, biological process: cilium assembly. The record is from RefSeq and is a predicted model, not a curated record. Gene Ontology annotation, cellular component: TRAPPII protein complex.
UAUCUGUGCUCUGAAACGGAAACCGGAAGUGCGGUGUUUGUUGUUGUUGCUUGAUGCGCUUCCAUUUGUCGCUUUUACAUGUUUAGUUUCACACUUUUUUAAUCUUUUUUGUCAUCUCUUUCUGUUUCUAAGAAGCUCGUUGAACCCUCUGAGCUUCAGUUCGCGGCACUAACUAACUGUUAUUCACAGCUUUUAACCGUCCCAGCGGUUUGUCGGCGUUUGACGCCGGAGCGGGAAGUUUGAAAGAGGCUAGCUGAGGUUAGCAUGCUAACGACCAAAACAAGUUAAAUUAAAACGGAAUCAUGUUUGACAUAACAUGUCAUUGGAAAGUGAUGUUGUCAGAGUCCUGGACUUUACCGCUGUGAUCGAGGACUUUGCCACCAGGAAGAAGACGGUUUAAAGCUCAUAAACCAGUGGGAGCUGACCUGAGAGCCUGUCUGUAGCGCCACCUGCCUCUGGCCACCUGUCACUGCUACAGCUGCUGGUGCCACGAUGUCCCUGAUAAGAUGAUUCUCAAACAAAUCAGAUACACGUUCCUGUGGGUAAUGUCGCACAAUUAACUGUUCAUCUGACCCAUAUAAUGUUAACUGAUCACUUAAAUGAGGAUACAUAUUCAGAAAACUGUAACGUUGCCGGCUUCAUCUAUGUGUUAUCAAGUUAUAGAUUUGUGUCAUUCAGGCAGGUUUUAGUGUUGUAAAUGUUCUUUAAGGCUUUAUUUUAUUUAUGUUACAGGAGUUUGUAACCAUAUUAGACCAAAUAAUGACACCAGUGAAGAGAAUAACACAACAGUAAGAUAACAAAUAACACUAAAACUGGGUCAAAACAACAUGAAGCCAGUCUUACUGGUGAUAUAUGGACCCAAACUGGGUCCCAGUGUAACUCAGUGAUGUUCCUGUUGUUGGAGGUGUGAUGCUGAUUGUUAAAACACAGAUAGAAGCAGCUGAUGUAGGUCUACCUGUGUGUACUACCGUCGCAUGGCCACUGAGAGGCGCACUGGUGUUAUUUCUCCACGUCUGUGUAACUCAGACAAUGCCCCUUGCUUUUACUUCGACAGUGAGAACAGGAAGUGUGUGUUGAUGGUUGGUGCCUGUGUGUGUGUGGACGCUGCUCCUGCUCCUGCUCGCGCAGCCUCCUCCGGUCGUCGUCAUGGUGCAGAUGAUGGAGUCGCAGUGCGAGUAUUUCAUGUAUUUCCCGGCGGUGCCCAUCACGGAUCUGUCGGACCCGGCCCGCUACCGCACUCUGCCCCGCCGGAGCCACCUCUACCUGGGGGAGACCGUCCGCUUCCUCCUGGUGCUGCGCUGCAAGGACGCGGGGGCGACGCCGACCGAGCACGGCCCCGGGGGCAGUGACGGCAUCGCAGCAGGCUUUGGGACGGAGUCGGCCAGUAGCCGGGCGUGGAGGGAGUUGGCCGGCUCUCUGUGCGCCGUGGCCAGCGUGAGUCCAGGCGAGAGCAGCCGUCACCGAGGCAACCAGCAUCACCAUGACUACCAGAGCAGCGGGGACGAAGCCAACGAGGAAGGCGAGGAGGACUACAUCGCGGCAGCGGAGGCGGCCAUCGCGGCACUCGGCAGCAGAGUGGACUCCCGGUGUCGGAGCUUCAGGGACUGCAAGCCGCUGCUCAUACACAACUCAUCUGGGACGGCGGCAAGGGAGUUCCGCAGGGCACCUGUUCAGUCUCCUCUGGACGAGCCGGUGGUGUUGACGGAUGAAGUGAUCUUCCCUCUCACGGUGUCUCUGGACAAACUCCCCGUCAGCACCCUAAAAGUCAAGGUGAUGGUCACGGUGUGGAAGAGGGAGGCGGAGAAAGUGGAGGUGCAGGAGCUCGGCUACCUGAGUGUCCUGCAGCAACGAGAGCCGACACACACUUUCAGACACGACCUGAAUACCUUCAAGGCUCAAGUGAGCACCACUCUGACCGUCCUGCCGCCUCCCACCGUCCGCUGUAAGCAGAUGACGGUCUCCGGGAGGCACCUCGCUGUCCUCAAAGUGCUGAAUGAGUCGUCUCAGGAGGAAGUGAGUAUUCGGGAUGUUCGCGUUUUACCAAACCUCAACGCCUCCUACCUUCCCAUGAUGCCAGACGGCUCCGUGCUGCUGGUGGACAACGUGUGCCACCAGUCAGGUGAGGUCGGCAUGGCGUCUUUCUGCAGAGUGGACAGUCUGGCCUGCCGCCUUCCCAGCAUGCUCAGCGCUUUGGAGGAGCACGACUUUCUGUUCCAGCUGCACCUUAACGACAUGCCGCAGGACGACUCCAACGAGGGGUUAGAGGUUCCCCUGGUCGCUGUGCUGCAGUGGUCAACUCCCAAGAUGCCUUUCACCAACUGUAUCUACACUCACUACAGGUUGCCCAGUAUCCGUCUGGACCGGCCGCGGUUCGUGAUGACGGCCAGCUGCCCGAGCACCGUCAGGGUGAAGGAACACUUCAAGGUGAAAUACGUUCUGCUCAACAACCUGCAGGACUUCCUGGCUGUACGGCUCGUCUGGACUCCAGAGGGUCGUGGUCAGGGCGAGGACACAGCGCUGGCAGCUGUGGUCUGUCACACUCCUCUCAGUAACCUCGGUCACUGUCGGAAAGGAAGCACUCUGUCCUUCAGCGUGGCCUUCCAGAUCCUCAAACCAGGACUGUACGAGCUGAGUCAGCACAUGAAGUUGAAGCUGCAGUUCACAGCUUCAGUCUCUAACCCUCCGCCUGACGCCCGGCCGCUGUCACGUAAAAACAGCCCGUCCAGCCCGGCGGUUCGAGACCUGCUGGACCGACACCAGGCCAGUCUGGGUCGAUCUCAGUCCUUCUCCCACCAGCAGCCGUCUCGCUCCCACAUCAUGAGGACGGGCAGUGCCAUGGAGCGGCGCGCCAUCACUCCCCCCGUCGGCUCUCCGGUCGGUCGGCCGCUCUACCUGCCGCCGCAGGACAAAACGCUGCUGUCGCUCGACAAGAUCGCCAAGAGAGAGUGUAAAGUCCUGGUGGUGGAUCCUGUCUGCUAGGGAGCGAGGGAGAGAUGAAAGAA